Messenger RNA from Gopherus evgoodei (Goodes thornscrub tortoise), 3703 nucleotides. RefSeq names its product calcium activated nucleotidase 1 (gene CANT1). The transcript has 4 exons. Lineage: Eukaryota; Metazoa; Chordata; Testudines; Testudinidae. The record is from RefSeq and is a predicted model, not a curated record. Gene Ontology annotation, molecular function: UDP phosphatase activity; calcium ion binding; GDP phosphatase activity. Gene Ontology annotation, biological process: proteoglycan biosynthetic process. Bases 103 to 1311 code for a protein of 402 amino acids.
UCCCCCUCCCGGCAGGAACGUCGCGUCGCGAGAGGCCCCGAGCAGCCGGCGGCCGCGCCGCGGGGAGGAGCCCGGUGCCAGGUUCUGCUGUCCCCCAGGCUGAUGCCCGUCCUGCCCAGCCAGCGCCUGGAAUGGAGUGAGUCUAUGACCCCCCUCCGGAUCAGCGUCGGUGGCCUUCCUGUCCUAGCUUCCAUGACUAAGGCUGCUGACCCCCGCUUCCGACUGCGCUGGAAGGCCAUCCUGGUGUCCUCGCUCAGUGUCGCCUUGGUGCUGCUCCUGGUCUGCUUUCACCGUUCGGCCACGGGGAGGCCGGCCCCAGCCAAUGCCCACAACUGGCGGCUCAGCCUGCUGCCCGGGGACAGGUACAAUGACACCUACCCGCUGUCCCCGCCCCAGAGGAACUCAGAAGGGGUGCGCUACAGGAUUGGGGUCAUUGCCGACCUGGACACUGGCUCCAAGGGCCCGCAGGAGCACACCUGGUUCAGUUACCUGAAGAAGGGCUACCUGACCCUGUCAGCCAGCGGGGACAGAGUGACAGUGGAGUGGGACCGGGCCGACAAUCUGCUGGAGUCGCAUUUGGCCGAAAAGGGGAGAGGCAUGGAGCUCUCGGAGCUGGUCGUCUUCAACGGGAAGCUGUAUGCAGUGGACGACCGGACGGGAGUGGUCUACCUGAUCGAGGGUACCGCGGUGGUGCCUUGGGUGAUCUUAUCGGAUGGGGAUGGCACCGUGGGUAAAGGCUUUAAAGCAGAGUGGCUGGCGGUGAAGGACGAACACCUGUACGUGGGCGGCCUGGGGAAGGAGUGGACCACGACCACUGGAGAGGUGAUGAAUGAGAACCCCGAGUGGGUGAAGGUGGUCGGCUCCAAGGGGAACGUGGGCCAUGAGAACUGGGUUUCCAACUACAAGGCCCUGAGGGCAGCGGCUGGCAUCAGCCCCCCAGGUUACCUGAUCCACGAGUCCGCCGCCUGGAGCGAGACGCUGCAGCGCUGGUUCUUCCUGCCGCGCCGAGCUAGCCAGGAACGCUACAAUGAGAAGGCCGACGAGCACCGGGGCACCAACCUGCUGCUGCGGGCCACGCAGGACUUCGGCGACAUCGCCGUCAGCCACGUGGGGGCCGCGGUCCCGACCCAUGGCUUCUCAUCCUUCAAAUUCAUCCCCGACACUGACGACCAGCUCAUUGUGGCCCUGAAAUCAGAGGAGGACAAUGGCAAGAUCGCCACCUACAUCAUGGCCUUCACGCUGGAUGGGCGCUUCCUGCUGCCGGAGACCAGGAUCGGGGCUGUGAAAUACGAAGGGAUUGAGUUUAUUUAACAAGGACUCUGUCCUGGUGGGGAUGCCCCAGGGUCAGGCGCGCGGGGCUUUGCCUGAGCUUAGUUGCCGUGGGGGGCGCGCCGCUCCUGAGCUGGGCAGGGCAGCUGGCCUGGAUCCCCGUGGGAGGUGGCUCCAGGGCUGGGUCCCAGGCUUCUGCAGUUACCAUGUUGGUGAGUUGCUGCAGCACAUGCGGCUUGAAUGUCUGGGCCCUGGCACCUGGUGGUGAAAGGCCAUCACUGCUCCUCUGCAGGGCUGCAAGCCCUUGUCCUGCACCCCAUGGCCCUUCCCAGGCUGCCCUGCAGACCACUGGGUGCUGACAGGGGAGGUCUCCAGGGGCCUUAGCGAAGCUGUGAGGCAGUGGCUCAGAGAGUGUUUCCUUCCUGCCCAGCCAGGGCAAUGGAAUUGCUCAGCAUCUCUGAGACUGGCCUGUGAUUUCCCCUCCCACAGGCAGGGCCCUGCACUGCAGCCUGGUGCUCCCGCUGCUGCAUUACCCUGGAGUUUCCCCCCAGCACAAAGAGCCUUUGCGGUGCACAGCAGAGUUGGAGCAGCUCAUGCCAACAGGGCCGUGCCCAGUAGGUUGGUGUGUAGCAACCAGCCCCCAGGUGCUGCUCCUUUGCCUGUGUGACUGGAGCAGCCAGAGUGGAUGCGCAGGGCCUGGCUGGGUCACAAGGGAGCCAUGUUACAGCCCAGGCCGUUUAACAGAUUAAAUUAACCAAAGUGAAACUCCCCCAAACUCCGUGCUAGGGUUUCACUCUGCUCUGUGCCACAGGGCCUCCUGCUGGGAACCGCCAUGCUGGAGAAGUGGGGAUCCCUGCUGGGGAGUCCUGUUCCUUCCCUUACAGCCAGUGCCCAGGCAUCCCCUCUGAAUCCGCCUGCCCAGCCUGGCCAUUGUUCCCGGCUUACCUGGCAUCUCCCUCCCCGCUGGCUGAGGCAGGCACCAAGCUCGGCGGGUUAGAGCUCCGACUUGCAGCUCUCCAGGGGAUGGGAGCAGGCCAGCACCUGGCCCUGCCCUUGGCCUGCUGCCACUCUCAUCUCCCUGCUUCUUUGCCCUGGGAAGGGGCUGGGACAGUGGCCUGAUCCUCCUGACACAAGCUGCUUCCCCCCAUGCCUUCCCUCUGGCCCAAGGGGCCAUCACUAGGUACUCCAGCCUUGCGGGGCCUGUGCAAAGGCCCUUUUCUCUUCAGAUUUCUUUGGGGUCCUGGCCUCUAUUGUGCCCCUGGGGAGGGCCUGGCCCCACUCUCUGCCUGGGCAGGGUAGAGAAAUGGCUAAGUGUCUCUGAAUGGAGCCUUGUCCCUGCAUCUGCCCCACAGGUCAGGAGUCCCUCUGCCCUGGCCCCUUAUGCCUGUGGCAGGGGUCCCUCACCAAGGCCUGCCUGCGCUGCACACACACAGAAGAGGCCAAGUCAGGCAGGAAUCUACGCAAGCUCUGGCCCAGGCCCCUGCCUGGUCCGUGCCCUUCUGGCUGACGGAUGCAGCAUUUGCACCUGGUUAGUGACUUAGAUGUGCUGCUUGGCUGCUGCAUCCGUCUAAUAAACCAGACUGUUCUGGGGUGAGCGUGUCGCCCUCCAGCUCUGAGGGCAGAGCGUCCUCCAGCGCUGGAUAGGGGGCCAGUGAACGGGACAUCCCAACCACCAGGGCAUGCAGCUUUCCAGCCAGCAGCGCAAUGCAACCUGGCCCCUGGAACGCCUGGCAGAAUGGGAUUGGCCUCUUCCUGAGUCCUCCCCUGUCCUGGUGAGGCCCUGGCUGGGCGGCAGGUGGGCCAAUGUUGCUUAAUGAAUCGGUCCUGGCAGUAUUGCUGGAAAGGGCUCGCUGGCAUGUCUCCAGCAGGGUUCCUUCACCUGGACAGCAGGUCCGUUCUGUAGGCAGGCUUCCCCUGGCUGGAGCCCCAAUAGCCUGUUCUGGGGGCUAGGGCCUGGCGAGCCCCUUCACACACCUCAGGGGUACAGUGCAGGGAAAGGGGAACCUUUCAGACCAGCACACGCAGGGUUCCCACUGGCACCAGGCGAGUGUCCCACACCCCUGUGAGCAGUCCCAGAGACAGGCAGGGUGACACUCGGUCAGGAGACCUAGCAGCAGCUGUGGGUGCUCUGUCCUGGGGGCGGGGGAGCUGCUGCCCCUUCCCUUAUCUUGUCCUGUGCCCAGGGGAGCUCAGGCCCUGACUGGGGGGGUGGGGAAAGCGCGUGGCCUGUUCUAGCAGACACUGGCUUCCCUUCCCUGUGGCAGGCUGGGCUGACCUAACUCAGGCCUUGGCGCUGUUCCCUGGGGAGGGCACAGAGGCUCUAGGUCAUAGUAGUCAAUUAUUUUUUGUCAAGGUCCAGAUGUGGGAGAGACUUUUCGCGCCACACUAGCGCUAACAAGGGAAUAAACAGAGUUUUGCCAUCCGUUCAAAAGCG